Molecule: messenger RNA, 874 nt
Organism: Erpetoichthys calabaricus (reedfish)
Lineage: Eukaryota; Metazoa; Chordata; Cladistia; Polypteriformes; Polypteridae
Exons: 6
Source: RefSeq, a predicted model, not a curated record
GCGAUCAGUUGGCAAGUUUUACUUUUGACACUGGGAACAAUGGGUGUUGGGCUUCCUUGUGCAUUCUCUCUGGCUGCCCACUGGAUUUACGGCUGGCCAAAUAAGCCUGGCUACACCAAAUAUCUUGAAGCAUUUAAACCAAGGCGAAUUUACUGCUUAACUGCAGCUGGCCUUGAUAUCCUGAGAUACCUGAAGUACAGUAAGCUAUAUCUGCAGCUGAAAUGUUGGUACAAAAAUGUAGAUAAUUCUAAAUAUUGUGAAAAGGAUAUUCCAUUUGGCCAUCAUAGUAAUAAACUGGACUUGUAUUACCCAUCAAGAGUGGAGGAACUGGCGCUUACCUCUGCUGUUGUUUUUGUGUAUGGUGGUGCCUGGGGCUCUGGAUAAAAAUCUACUUAUUGCCUUCUAGCAAUACAAAUGGCAAAGCAGUUUAACAAAGUAGUUAUAUGCCCAGAUUAUUCAAUUUAUCCAAGGGGUACAGUAAUGGAGAUGGUGCAAGAUGGUUUAGACUGUGUCUUAUGGAUCAAAGAAAAUGCAUAUGCGUUUAAUAUUCAUAUGGAAAACAUUGUUUUAAUGGGUCAUUCUGCAGGCGCCCAUUUGUGUGCACUCAGUGUACUGCUUCUGGCUGAAGAAAGCAGUGAGCUCAAUAUUGAUCAUGUCAAACAAAGGGAUCUUUUAUCAAGUAUUAAAGCAGUUGUAGGUUGCCAGCUUUUGUUUUACUACAUGGAACAAAGGACAAUGUUGUGCUGUGAAAUCCACCCUAAAAUUCUCAGAGGCGCCGACUUUGGCUGCAGUAAAAGUUGCACUGUAUAUUUUACCAAACAUCAGCCAUACAGAAAUCGUUACAGACCUCAUGGCUAAAAACAGAAGAUACUAC